Molecule: messenger RNA, 1962 nt
Organism: Mycosarcoma maydis (corn smut)
Lineage: Eukaryota; Fungi; Basidiomycota; Ustilaginomycetes; Ustilaginales
Exons: 1
Coding region: 1-1962 (653 amino acids)
Source: RefSeq, a predicted model, not a curated record
AUGCGCUUCUUCACAUGGCUCGGCCUCUUGGCCGCCGCGUUGCUGGUUCAGGUCCAGUUUGCACGUGCUUUCACUGUCACAGUCACUCAGGUCUCAUGUCUUUACCUCAAUUUCGCCCUUGCCGUCACCACUCCUGAGAGUUCCGUUGCCUCGGCUCUAGGUCUCUUCCCUGGCCCCAACAACAACACCGAGAUCUCUCAGGUCGCCUUCAACGACGUCUACGAAAGCACAAACACGUACACUUUCUACUCACCCUUUUUCACUCCCAUCACUCAAUCGGGCUUGCAGCAAAUCACUUUCCGUCUGCUCGACGAGAACGGUGAUGUCCUCCCCGCCUACCCUCCCGUCACCCAGCCGAUCACGUUCCAGUGUGGCACCACCAUCACCACCUCCUCGGCAGCUUCCAGCUCGCCCACCAGCGCUUCUGGCUCCAACUCGGGAGGCUCCAGCAGUGAUAGCAACAGCUCCACCAGCUCAGGCUCCUCCACCGGCGCUAUUGCUGGUGGUGUCGUGGGUGGUGUCGUUGCUCUGCUUGCUCUCGCUUUGCUUGCCUUCUGCCUCAUGAGGAGGAAGAAGAAACAACGUGCCCAGCAGAGCCGUCUCCGCAACGAUGAGGUCGACGAAGCCGCAUUCCGUGCUCCGAAUAAUGAUUCGACCACGUCCCUUGCUACUGCUCCCGAGACGGCCAACACACCCAUGAUGCGCGAUAUCUCGACCAAAAACGUUUUUGCCGACCCCACCAAUUCGACUGCAUCGGGUGCCGCAUCUGGCUCCUCCAAUCUGCUCAGUGCCAACAACCAGGCUGCUUCUAAGCCUGGAUACACACUGGGUGCAGCCGGCGCUGGUGCCGCCGCUGCUGGCGGUAUCGGCGCUGCCGCCAUUGCGGCUCGUAAGCAAUCGCGUGAACAGUCGCGUGCCGCAUCGCCUGCUGGCCGCGCCUCCCUUUCAAGCCCCUCGUCUGAAUCGUUGAACAAAAAUGUGCCAUCCUCGCAGUCGCCUCCUCCGGUCCCAGCGCUUCCCGCAUCUGCUGCUUAUCGCAACGCUGCGGCUACCUCUCAGCCCGCAUCAAAGGACUCGGCGCCAGCAACGUAUCCGUCAACGACCACAUCCAUGGAGUCUGCGCAAAAAUCCAGCGUCGCUGAUGCUGCCGCUGCGUCAGCUGCUGCAGCAGCAGCCGGCGCCACUGCCAAUAUGGCGUCUUCGGACAGCAAGGACAAGGACAGCAAGGGCAAGAAUGGCAGCAAAUGGGGCUUCAAGCGCGCUUCAAAGGAUAUAGGCAACACUAGCAAGCCUCCCUACCCACAAGCUGUCGCCGAGCCCGUUGCAGCAGCCGCUCCAGCUUCAGUUUCCGUUCCGGCGCCCGUCACCAGUCUAACACCAUCGCCACUGUCGAGCAGCCCAUCUGAAGCGCCCGCUUCGCCAUCACGUUCGUUCAAGGUGAUCCAAAAGCAGCCCGCAGGCGCACCUGUAGUCGCACCUGCUUCGGCAGCUGGACCCAGCAGUGCCUCGAUUGCCCCCAGCGAGAACAGCUUGAAUCGCACACCCGUGCUUCCGACCCGAUCGGGCCAUGCUACACCCGCAGGCUCGAUCCGUGGCAACAACUACUCGCGAGCUCCGUCGGUGGCCUCCAUGUCGGCUGGCUUUGCCGAUGCACCUCCUCUGCCAUCGGGUGCGGCCUCGGUCUCGUCGAUGCCAACUUCAGAAUUCGGCGGCAACAUGGCGGGUGUCGGAGCCGGACGCGCUUUCGCCGCUUCGUCGGGCAACUCGACCAAGUGGCACCAGCAGAGCUAUAACGUCAUGCCCAACUUUAGCCACCGCGCAUUAGCGCGCUCGACGCAACUCGAUGAGGACCUCAUUUUUGGUCAUCUGGGAAUGGGUCUCACCCCACCACCGGGCCCUGCAGGCAACGGUAGCGAGUCGGGUAGCUCCAAGAGCCGUACCGAUCCGUUUGGCGAUCGUUAA